Drosophila ficusphila is the source of this 2174-nucleotide messenger RNA. RefSeq names its product microtubule-associated protein Jupiter (gene Jupiter). NCBI's taxonomy places the organism in Eukaryota, Metazoa, Arthropoda, Insecta, Diptera, Drosophilidae. Gene Ontology annotation, cellular component: nucleus. The record is from RefSeq and is a predicted model, not a curated record. Bases 238 to 1299 code for a protein of 353 amino acids. The transcript has 8 exons.
CCCACUGCACUUUAGUCGCCAGACUUUUAUCGAAACGUGCACAUCACCAGCGGUCGCACACCAGCACACAAGGGGAUAUACACAAAUUGCUAUAUCCACUCUAUAUCCUUCGAACCGAAAAAUCACGCGAGUGCAAAUCAAAGAUUUCUAGCUUUCUUUAUUUUUCCAGUGCGAAAAGUAAAGCAAUUGCAUCCAUCCAACAGAGAGAUUAUCCUUUCGCCAAACAAACAAACAGAAAUGGCCGCCUACGCUGCUUUCAAACACGUUGAGCUUUACAAUGUUGGCAAAGCCAAAAAGAGGGUGAUGAGGCCCCCGGGCGGCGGAUCGAGCGACAUCUUUGGAUCGGAGAUGCCGCAGACCCCCAGGAACGUGAAGAAUCGCAUGGCCUCCAACAUAUUCGCUGCCGAGAAGGAUAAUGGAGUGAAAAACAACGUACGACAAGGAGCUCACAGAUUCUAUUUCAUUGGUGAUGCACCACGUCGCGGCCAGAAGACCGUCGACUCUCACUCUCGGCUGUUUGGGGAACCAACGCGCCCAAUUACGCCCGGCAAGAACCACAUGAAGAGCAGCAUUCCCUUCGGCGGGCAGAACGGGGAGACGGCCGCCGCCCAGAAGCUGCUGACCACCACCAAUGGCCACUACAACGGCAAGAGCGGAUCGGUGUCCUCGGCCUCGUCUUCGGUGUCGUCCUCCACCGAGAACCUCAAGAUGAACAGCGGCUCGAGAUCAGUCUUUCGCAAUAUGAGCACAGCUGGUCCAGAUAACAAAGCCUCAAGUCCACUUGAUCUCUUGUGUCCCUCGACCGCUGUGCCCGACGUCCGUCCAGUGGCACCGUCUGACGCCGCCCUAUCCAUUGAUAAUUCGUGCCAAGAUAACGAAAUCGGGGACGUGCCAGCGGAUAAUUCCACCUUCACCGAAUCCGAUAAGGUAGACCAGGCCAAUCAAACGCGCCGCGACUCUGGUAACAAUCCCGAUCAGCCGUUUUCGCUGAACAAGAUGUCGGGUGCUCCGGACUUGAAGGAGCCUCUGGAGCUCUGUCCGAACGAGAUUAAGGAGCCGACGCAGGAGUGCAAGCAAGACUCUCGCAAUCCAAUCACUGGGCUCGGUCUCAAUGGGGAUGGUGUUGGCGGUCUCAAGCCGAAGAAGCUAAAGAUUCGAGAGGGUAAUCCCGUCACAGGCGAGGGCUACAAGGCUGGAGCCAACGACUACCACCAGCGCCAGGAGUCGAACAACGGCGGCACUCCGGUGAUCAACAAGAACCGUGUCCCACCAGGCGGCUACUCGUCGGGACUCUGGUAAUAAAUACAGGAAUUGCUCAGAUCCCAGCACAAGCAAUGAGGGGCCGUCGUCGGGACGAGACACCAUAAGCAAAAAAAACCAAGAAAACAAGCAAAAAAAAAAAAUCAUACUACCCAUAUAAUAUUACGCAUAACCCCGUACCCAAGUAUCCAAUGCAAAACAGCUCAGAAAGUCGAAUGGCGGAUCGAUGGGAGAUGGCCAACGAAUAUUUAAGCGAGAGAAUACCAAUUGCUCAACGAUCUGAAUCUGCCGGAGGAUUAGCAUCGAUGCUGUACACCCAAACGAGAAUUAACCGACCACUUUUAGUUGGCGACGGUGCACUUAUCUUCGCUCACUACCAACCACAAUACCAACCACCACCACCACCACAACCCCAUUGCAAAUUUGUAAUUUAAAUUCCUUAGUUCGUGUAAUUUCAUAAGCGCGUGUAGCCUGUGUGGCCCCCAAAAAAGAUACGCCCACUUUGAAGCAUCCGAUCCCCGACCCCGCAGCAUUCUACGUAUUAUAUAUGAUACUCCGGUUAGGUAGGGACAUCUAUUUACAUCCCGGUGUGAGCGUGUGUGUGAGUGGGACGGAACAGGAAGCAAGGAUUCAAGCGGCGGAGGCGGCCGGAUGGGGUCCUUCAAUCACACUUGGACUUCAAAUUUAAUUCUAGUUGCAUACUACACGCCACAUCUAUAUUUAUAUUUAUACCAACCGCAUCCACACGAACACUCACAUAAACACAUACAUGAUAUACAUUGUAUUACAUUACAUUAAAUAUGUAAUUUAAACGGUACGCCCGCACGUACUAAUGUGCACGUACUAAUUAAGUGUAAAAUACAAAAUUCAAGCGCGAAUCUUUGUUCAAUAAAAAUCUUUCGUACAUAACUAUA